AUGGGAGACGAGUCGAUCCAUCCGGCUCAGUCAGCCCUGGAAGAACAUGCAAUCAGCCCUAAAGGCGAGCUCGAGCUCAAUGUCGGCGGCCGCGGCGCGACACAGCGUGCUCUGCGCAAUUACCAUGUCACCAUGAUCGGUUUCUGCGGCGGCAUUGGAACAGGCCUUUUUGUUGGGACGGGCGCUGCGUAUGCCAAAGCUGGUCCUGCUGGCUUGCUGCUCGCAUACGGCGUUGUCGGCGCGGUGCUCUGGUGUGUGAUGCAAAGUAUCGCCGAGCUGGCCACUCUGUUCCCCACCGCAGGCUCGUUCCCCCACUGGGCAACCCGGUUUGUUGACCCUGCUGUGGGAUUCUCGCUGGCGAUUACUUAUGGAUACUGCUAUAAUGUCUCGCUUGCCUCGGAGGUCUCUGCGGCGGCUGUCAUUGUUGCGUAUUGGACUGAUAUAACGCCUGCGCUGGUGAUCACGAUUAGUUUGGUGUUGAUAUUGGCUGUUAACCUGAUGAAUGUGCGGUUCUAUGGUGAAACAGAAGUCUUCGGAGGGGCAGUGAGAAUUCUCUGCUUCUUGGGCUUGGUGAUUGUGUCUAUUGUGAUUACGGCCGGUGGUGGUCCAAACCAGGAGACCAUUGGGUUUCGCUUCUGGCAUACCCCUGGCCCCUGGACGGACCUUGAUGGUAUCAAAGGACCAACCGGGCACUUUCUAGGGUUCUUGUCUGCAUUUGUUAACGCCUCGUACAGCUUCGUUGGUAUCGAGACCGUUGUCAUUGCCGCUGCUGAAGCCGUCGACCCCCACCGGUCUAUCCCCAAGGCUGCCCACCGUGUCACCUAUCGCAUUGGCUUUUUUUAUAUCCUGGGUGCUCUGCUCAUCGGCAUGAUCGUGGACCCGCGCCACCCGGACCUGACCUCUGGGGACGACAAUGCCAACAGCUCGCCCUUUGUCGUUGCUAUAAAGGAAGCAGGCAUAGUGGCUCUACCGUCCAUUGUAAACGCCUGUAUCCUCAUUGCAGCAUGGACCGCAGGAAACUCAUACUGCUGGGUCGGAUCUCGCAUGAUCGUCGCCAUGACCACCGACCACCAACUACCACAGUUUUUCGGCCGCGUGAACAAGCACGGCGUCCCAUACAUUGCAGUCAUUGUCUCCUGGCUCUUCGGCCCCCUGGCCUAUCUGAGUCUCGGAAGCGGCGGUGCAUCUCAAGCCUUCACCUGGCUUCUCGACUUGAGCACCAUCUCUGGCCUGAUUGCUUGGGCUACGCUGUGUUUCUGCUAUCUUCGUUUCUAUGCUGCGAUGAAGGCCCAGGGCGUUUCGCGGGAUACGUCGCCGUGGUCUGCGCCACUGCAGCCGUAUACAGCCUGGUUUGGGUUUAUCGGUUCGACGGUUAUAACUCUGGUUGCUGGAUUUGAGGUUUUCCUCAAGGGGCAGUGGAAUACAUCGGACUUUGUAGCAGCGUAUAUUGGUAUUCCGUUGUUUAUUGCGCCGAUCUUGGGGUGGAAGAUUUGGCAUCGUACCAAGUUUCUUCGCGCCCAUGAGAUCGAUCUUUGGUCGGGGCGUCUCCAGGAGGGAGAAAUCGCGCCGCAGCCAGGCCCAAGCAACACUCUCUGGGGUCGGUUUGUCGAUUGGCUUGUAUAG
Messenger RNA from Aspergillus puulaauensis, 1623 nucleotides. RefSeq names its product putative amino acid permease. The record is from RefSeq and is a predicted model, not a curated record. The coding region runs from base 1 to 1623 and encodes 540 amino acids. Gene Ontology annotation, cellular component: membrane. Gene Ontology annotation, molecular function: amino acid transmembrane transporter activity. The transcript has 2 exons. Gene Ontology annotation, biological process: amino acid transmembrane transport. NCBI's taxonomy places the organism in Eukaryota, Fungi, Ascomycota, Eurotiomycetes, Eurotiales, Aspergillaceae.